AUGAGCGGAGAUGGGUUUCCAGAAGAUGGUUAUGCUAACCUCCACCUAGACCGAGCUCCUUUGCCUCCUGACAAAAUCUGUCCAAUCAGUUGGUGUGAGCAGUUUGCAGUAGAACGAGGCGCUUGCAGGGAUGCAGAGGGCAACCUCACGGUCCACUGCUCGGCAGCGAAGGUCCGAGGGUCCGACCUGCAGCCGUGCGGGGACUACCUGCGGCGACGAAGCAUCGCCAUCAUCCAGAGGUAUCGUCUGCGCUAUCGGCUCCGACAAUUGUUGGCCGCGGCUAGGCUCUCUCGCGAAGCUCUUGGGAAAGGUUUCUCGAUCGUCCGCUUUCAACCCACGCUGGCCUCGCCCGAAGGUGGCUCAACUCUGACCAUUUCCAAAACGGGUUUUGCUGCUGCCGUUCCUGGGCUUCUCUUCGAGGCUAGAGUCGACGGCAAGCUUUGCCCGUCGGUCCAGGUACGGUCCGAUCCCCAACUCCUCUGCGUUGUGCCCCCCGGAUCCGGUAGUUGCCUCAAGGUCGACGUCACGCCCAUCGUCGAGAUCAACUACGGAGGACCGUAUUCCCCUUUGUCUCUUGACAUCAAGCUCGAAACCCUGAGCUUGACAGGGUUUGCCUACAAAGGUCCCACAAUUGACCGCGUCGUGCCUGCCGAGCUUCCCACCAGUGGGGGGCGACUGACGCUGUACGGGUCCAGCAAGGUUGGAGUUGGUCAAGUCUCCAUCAACGCAUCAGGACAGGUCGCCUGCAGCGUUGUCAACGUCCAGAGCGACCACGUUGUGGUGGACGUGGGACCAGGGACCGGCUCCGGCAAACACCUCUUGACGCUUGCUGUGUUUCUUGCAGGACCUGUCGUCACCGAGCUCGACACAAACGGCAUCAGCGAGUAUCCGACCUGGACCCGGAAUGAGUCUUUUGUCCUCAAUGGACAAAACUUUGGCCCGCUCGUGGGCGCACCGCUCAUCAAAGUGACAGUCGGUGGUGUCCCAACCGGCGCGCGACUCUGCAGCGAACACACGUCCCUGAUUGUUGACGUACCGCCUGGCGCUGGCGGUGUGGCGCUCGUGCAAGUUUCUGUAGACGAGCUCACUAGCUUGACGAGUCCUAGCACGUGCAUCUCCUAUGCCCGUCCGCAUGUCCUUUCCUGUACAAAGUCGGGCGUCUCUGGUGGUUAUUUUGCUGUUUCCGGCCGCCAUUUUGGUACCGGGAUCAGUUCGUCCCUGGUCGUGACUGUCGGUGGAAAAGCUUGCGCCGGCGUCAACCUGCUCAACCCCCACACCAAAAUCGAGGCCCUCGUCCCCGAAGGUGCCGGGACGAAUCUACCUAUCGGGGUCCAAAUCGCCGGAGUGGACGCCACUGUGGAGGCGUCCUGUUCGUUCUCGUAUUCAGUCUCCAUCUCCAAGCCGAAGUCGAGCUCCAUCGGGCCCGACUCGUCCGAGGUGAUCAACCUUUUCUGUCAAGCACAACUUGCAAGGUACUACAAGAACGGGAUACGUCAAGCAGAACUAGAUGUCUUCGGUUUGCCGUUUACAACCGAGUCCGCUAAGAAAGCGUCGGAGAUUUGGAAGGAACUCGAGCCCAAGAUCAGGAGGAUGCAGAACAAGGUGAACAAAGACAUCCUCGUCAAUACAAUCACGAAGGCUUGGCAGGCUCUUAAGAAAACACGAGGUCUUAGUGUAGAGGAGAAUCCGAAGUCUAAAAAAAGGAACACCACAUGA
Klebsormidium nitens is the source of this 1716-nucleotide messenger RNA. Lineage: Eukaryota; Viridiplantae; Streptophyta; Klebsormidiophyceae; Klebsormidiales; Klebsormidiaceae. The record is from the annotation of a GenBank genome assembly.